Ixodes scapularis (black-legged tick) is the source of this 643-nucleotide messenger RNA. RefSeq lists its product as uncharacterized. The record is from RefSeq and is a predicted model, not a curated record. The coding region runs from base 1 to 507 and encodes 168 amino acids. The transcript is spliced from 3 exons. NCBI's taxonomy places the organism in Eukaryota, Metazoa, Arthropoda, Arachnida, Ixodida, Ixodidae.
AUGGCCACCUGUGAGGGCAACGCAUCGAAACUUCGUAAGUGCUUGAUGAAUUGCGUGAGGCACUUCAGCGGAGAACAUCAGGAGUGCUGCGUGGAUUCCCCUUGCAAAGAGAAUGGACAUGUCCCAACAACUCUACUGGUCAAGGAUCCUGUGGCCUUGGAACUCCUGACACAAUUCCUGAGAUCAACGACAUUGUACAAGAACGCAGAAGAUUUUGUUCGGUCCAAAGAUACGUUUUACGUCGAGUCUUUUAAUAACACCAGUCUCAUCUACCUGGACAAGAGGAUACAUUAUCAAGAUGCGACCUACGAAAUGCGGCAGACCUUAGCCAUGUUAGACUGGAACGAGCACGUUGGAAGAGGGCACACGUCUCUCUACCGCAUAGAGGACUGCCGGCACCCGGACAGACAGGGAGGAAAAAAGAAGUACGUCAGGAAAACCUACAGUUUUGUUCGAAAGAUUGUGGAGCUGGUUCUCCUUGCGUCUUUCUCUCCUGAUGCCACGUGAUUGCAGAUAAAUAAAGCUAGCAGCUUAGCCUUCUCAUGGACACCACUCACAGCCUUCUCGGGGGACAAGGCGACGACGUAGACCUGAGUUUUCUAUUUUUUUAACGGUUGGAAUUAUAAGGCAAAUAAACAGCGUU